GUUGAUUUUUUUCGGAAAACACCCGAGCUGAAGCGGGGGUUAACGUUAGUGUACCAUGUAGUGUACUCGUCGAGGCUACUUUCCAUGACCAUUUAAAAAAAUAUAUAUUAUAUCUAGACAGAGAUUUAAUUUACUCGGAGGCUGUGUUUACGGCAGGCUAAGGGCACCCACAUCUGCCUAAAGGGGGAAUAACGCUAGCACUCAAAGGAUACGGAAUCGGGCUUUACACACGGCCAUGUGAGGAGGGACUAAGGAAGGCCAAAAUGCUGUCCAGUCCAGAGAAAAGAUGGAGACAGAGGGAGUCAUACAAACCUCUCCUUAUUUGAUCCAAUGUUAAUAAAUUCAACAACUUUGACAUGGUACACAGCUGUGGAGUACAACGGUGGAGAGGAGCUGCCGAAACAUUUGUCACAUUUGUGAAGCUGAAUGAGGAACAAGAGGUGCACACUCUUUGGAUUAUGAAAAAAAAAAAAAAAAAAAAAGAGUAGGCGUGCUCAAUCUGUGCAUGUGACACAGGACUAACUGAGUGAAAAGACAGCAUUAGAUGGAGUGACCACAGACGCGGCUAUGCAAGGUGAUAUCUCUCCAGUGUACAGGUCCUGACAAUCAACACACAGCUGCGAUUCGUGCCAUGUGUGCUCUCAAGGGGAAAAGGUGGUUACUCAGCAGAAGACAAACAAGCAGAUGAUGUAUACCUGAGAGUUCUUAGGGUUUUGGUCUACUCCUGUAGGACGACAAACUGCUUUCCAUUUAUUUAUUUUUUUUUUAUUAAAGGAGAAGGCAGGAAGCAGAAGCUCUGAGCGUUCACCAUGCCUAGGAACCGAGCCUUUUCCGAGCCAGAAUACUCGGCGGAGUAUUCGGCAGACUGCUCGGUGACGCUGCCCUCUGACCCCGGGCAGGCAGUCGGGCGCUCAAACGAGGUCACGGUUCGGAGCUCAGGAUGCUGCCUCUGCCUGCCGCGGUUCAUGCGCCUCACCUUUGCGCCUGACUCUCUGGAGAACCUCUACCAGACCUACUUCAGACGGCAGAGGCACGAAACCCUGCUGGUGCUCGUCGUGUUCGCCGCCCUCUUCGACAGCUACAUCAUCGUCAUGUGUACGGUGGUCUACACCACUGACAAGCUGGCUUCCGUUUUAGUGGCAUCAAUGGGACUGGCGGCAGAUAUUAUCCUCUACUUGCUGUGUCGCUUUGGGCUGCUGCCGGACCGCAUCUCGAGACGGGUGGUGCCCUAUGCCCUGUGGGUGCUCAUAGCAGCUCAGAUAUUCUGCUACCUGGGUCUGAACUAUGCUCGCUUCCACCAGGCCAGUGACACGGUGGGCUGGCAGGCUUUCUUCAGCUUCUCAUUUUUUCUGACUCUUCCUUUGAGGCUAACACCAAUCGUGCUCAUCACUACUGUAUCCUGCGGGGUCCACACCCUGGUUCUGGGCGUCACUAUCGCCCAGCAGCAGCAGGAGGACAUCCAGGGGGCAGCACUUGGUAGACAGCUGCUGGCCAACAUAGUGAUCUAUGUUUGUGCCAUCACUGUGGGCGUCAUGUCGUACUACAUGGCUGACCGGAAGCAUCGGAAGGCCUUUCUGGAGGCGAGACAGUCACUGGAAGUCAAACUCAACCUGGAGGAGCAGAGUCAGCAACAGGAACGUCUGCUACUCUCCAUCCUUCCAAAGCACAUAGCUGAUGAGAUGCUUCAGGACAUGAAGAAGGAGCCCAGUCAGAAAGAGAUGCAGCAGUUCAACACCAUGUACAUGUACAGACACGAAAACGUCAGUAUUUUGUUUGCAGACAUCGUAGGCUUCACACAGCUAUCAUCGUCCUGCAGCGCUCAGGAGCUGGUCAAACUGCUCAAUGAGCUCUUUGCUCGCUUUGACAAACUGGCUGCAAAAUAUCACCAACUGAGGAUCAAGAUCCUGGGAGACUGCUACUACUGUAUCUGUGGGCUGCCGGACUACAGAGAGGACCACGCUGCAUGCUCUAUCAUGAUGGGUCUGGCCAUGGUGGAGGCCAUCUCGUAUGUCCGGGAGAAAACUCAGACAGAUGUUGACAUGCGGGUUGGAGUGCACAGUGGUACAGUCCUGGGGGGAGUGCUGGGUCAGAAACGCUGGCAGUACGACGUCUGGUCCACAGAUGUCACUGUAGCCAACAAAAUGGAGGCUGGAGGGAUACCGGGUCGCGUCCACAUCUCACAGAGCACCAUGGAGUGUCUUCAUGGUGAGUUUGAUGCUGAGCCAGGGAACGGAGGUGACCGCUGUGACUACCUGAGAGAGAGGGGCAUCGAGACCUACCUAGUGGUUGUUCCUAAAGGACCUGUGGGGAAGAAUGGCAUCAAUGGUGUAAAGUUGUCGGUUACCUCUUCCAAUGGAAACUCCCCACUCUUGAUCAACACCACAGAGUGUAACGGCAGUGUUAACACAGCCUGCACCACACCAGAGGAACCUGAAGAACUGGAUACGAGGGUGGUGAAUCCAUCUUUCCCUAACCCUCGGAGAAGGCUGCGACUGCGGGACCUGGCUGAAAGGGUGAUUGAUGCUCAGGAGAAUGAACAGGAGCUCAACAAACUGCUUAACGAGGCUCUGCUGGAGAGAGAGACAGUCCAAGCUCUGAAGGGAAAACACACCAACAGGCUCUCCUUGAGGUUUGUGGAUCCGGACCUGGAGACUCGUUACUCUGUGGAGAAGGAGAAACAGAGCGGAGCUGCCUUCUGCUGCUCCUGUGUGGUCCUGCUCUUUACUGCAGCUAUGGAGGCCCUCAUAGACCCCUGGCUGAUUGCAAACUACAUCACCUUUGUAGUGGGAGAAGUCCUCCUGCUCAUCCUGACAAUCUGUUCUCUGGCCGCCAUCUUCCCUAGAGUCUUUCCCAAGAAGCUGGUGUCUUUCUCCACCUGGAUCGACCACACCCGCUGGGCUCGUAACACCUGGGCCAUGGCUGCCAUCUUCAUCCUCACCAUGGCCGACAUCACGGACAUGCUGAGUUGUCUGCCUCGAGCCCCAGACUCAGUCAGCACCACAGUGGCUCCCUCCUCCUCCUCCUCCUCCUCCUCCUCCUCUUCUUCCUCCUCCUGGUCUGGCCCUGACGGUUGCCUGGACAACCCUAAAUAUUACAGCUACAUCGCUGUGCUGGCACUGAUGGCCACCACCAUGCUGGUUCAGGUCAGUCACAUGGUCAAGCUCACACUGAUGCUGCUCAUUACAGUGGCCACCGGCAUUGUUAACAUCUACAGCUGGAGGGACAUCUUCGACCGCUAUGACAUGGCCCGCUUCCAGGACUACAGUUCAUACCUGGUGCCCUCCAAGUUCACAAUGACAAUUAUGAUCUUCAUUAUGAUGGUCAGCUUCUAUUAUUUCUCCCGACAUGUGGAGAAGCUCGCCCGCACCCUUUUCCUGUGGAAGAUUGAGGUCCAUGAGCAGAAGGAGAAAGUGUAUGAGAUGAGGCGCUGGAAUGAAGCACUGGUGACCAACAUGCUACCUGAACAUGUUGCUCGACACUUCCUGGGCUCCAAGAAAAGGGAUGAGGAGUUGUACAGCCAGUCCUACGAUGAGAUUGGAGUCAUGUUUGCCUCAAUUCCCAACUUCUCUGACUUCUACACAGAGGAGAGCAUCAAUAAUGGAGGGAUUGAAUGCUUACGGUUCCUUAAUGAGAUCAUCUCAGACUUUGACAGUCUGCUGGAUGAGCCUCAGUUCCGCUGCAUCACCAAAAUCAAGACCAUCGGCAGUACCUACAUGGCAGCAUCAGGUGUCACCCCAGACGUCAGCAACGGCUAUAGCUGCGUGAAGAAGGAGGAGCAGUCUGACAGAGAGCGCUGGCAGCACCUGGCAGACCUGGCAGACUUUGCUCUGGCCAUGAAGGUCACGCUCAUGAACAUCAACUACCAGUCAUUCAACAACUUCAUGCUACGCAUUGGUCUGAAUAAGGGUGGAGUGUUAGCAGGAGUGAUUGGUGCCCGAAAACCCCACUACGAUAUCUGGGGCAACACUGUGAACGUGGCCAGUCGCAUGGAGUCCACAGGGGUUAUGGGAAACAUUCAGGUAGUGGAGGACUGCUACAACAUCCUAAAGGAGUACGGCUUCCGCUUCGUGAGAAGGGGGCCCAUCUUUGUGAAGGGGAAAGGGGAACUGCUCACUUAUUUUCUGAAGGGAAGAGACAAACAAGGCUCAUUUAUCAACGGCUCCUCUGUCACCCUGCCACAUCAGGUGGUGGACAGCUAAGGUCCACACACACACACACACACACCCCAGCAAUCGCAGUUAGUGUGCGAUAAUUGCAGAGCGAGGCAGAGGAGAGAGUUUUUGGAAUAAGAAGUCAUUUGUCUAAAAACGGUCCGACACCUGUACUAAAUGUAAGUCACAUUUGAAUACCACUGACACACUUCAUACACACCUGUGACAACACACCACUCAUUACUCAUUACUGCCUGUGGAAAGAUAUAUGGGCCAGUAGAGAUUGUAUUUAAAUUUGUCAUGUUCAAGUUGAACAACAGACCUUAAAGCAUUAAUAACUAGAUCAAUUAAUAAAUUAACGGAAACGAUUAGAAAUUGACAUGAUCUAGAUACAGACUCUAUGUAAGAUUAAAACAUUACAAAUAAAAAAUAAUAAGACUACAUGAAGGCAAGUCUAGAUAGGCCGGCAGCAGAAAAUCCAAGGUCAAGUGUCCACAUUUCUUUCAUUUAUGGCAGCUGUAAAAAAAAAAAGAAAUUGUAAUUGCUUGCAAUGCUGAAAUUCUUCAAAAUCAAUCCUGGAUUUUGCCCCCAUCCAAAUGUAUUAGAGGUGAAUGUUAUUCCAUUAGUAACUGGAGUGUAGAUUAAGCUGGAGAACCUUAGAAUGUUUUCAUAUUCUCGUGUAACAAAACAAAAGUGAUAUGGACCAGCUUCUCCAACGUUCUCCCCCACACUGACAGUGUCUACUAUGAAUGAAAACAGCCUCCAUGUCGACUGAUGCUGCAGAUCUGUCAGACCUUCGUACACAAACACAGUAGCCUCUUCUGAAGGGCAAAUCAGAAAAAGUGGAAUCGGUUUCAGCAGCUAGAUAUCAAACCAGGGACGUUGUGGUUCUGUGGUAUGCACUUUAACCCUUCAGCUAUCAAAGCACCCCGUACUAAAGACCAGUGUGUAGGAUUUAGGGGCAUGUAUUGGCAGAAAUGGAAUAUAAUACUAUGUUUUCAUUAGUGUAAUCGCCUAUAACUAAGUGGUGGUGGUAACCCGUGGGGUUUUCGUUAGCUUAAAAUGAGCCAUUCCUAUCUACAUGGGGAACGGGUCUUUCCCACAGUGCCGCCAUGUUUCCUCAGUAACUGGGGAGAUAUGUGUAGUUGGUACUCCAGUAACUAGGCUGGCAAGGCUAUUUUAUUCACUUUAUACGUCGGAAGAAGUGAUUCUUUUCUCCAAUCAGAUGAUGUUGAGUCAUUAAUAUAUUGGUCAUGACAAAAAGGAUGUAUUUUUCCAUAAUGUCUUCUAUGUUAUCGAUUAUAACAUUACCUAAGUUCUUUUGGUAUUUUGCUUUGGUAAUAGCUUGUUGGAUAGUAAGUCCCCCACUAUAACGAACACGCCAAAAAGCCCGUGUGAACUGAUAUUAGGCUAAUAUUGUAGAUCUACUGUUAUGUUGGGUUGAGUAGUGUUGAGUUGUUGUGUCAGAAGUCCUCCGUUUUGGCGCACUGAAAAAUGAUCUUAUGUCGGUUCUAAUUUUCUUUUUUAAGAUUAUUUUUUGGGGCAUUUUAGGCCUUUAUUGUACUGGACAGGUGGAGAUGUUAAAGGGGAGAGAGAGGGGGAAUGACGUGCAGCAAAGGGCCGCAGGUCGGACUUGACAAGGACUGAUCCUUUGUACAUGUUUAAAUAUGAGGUUCAUAGCUUUACCACGCGGUCAUAUUAUAAAUGUUGUUUUGAAUUCAACCUUUCAGCAUGAAAAUGACCAAUUCAGACUAAUGUGAUUUAAUUAAAACACAAUGAUGGGCUGUAUCUCUUUCCACAAACCUCUCUGGGAUAAAAAAAUAGAACAUGCACACACACACACACACACACACACACGCACACAGCAGUUUUGCAAACACACCAGUUUUGAUGCAUUUGCUCAGCAUAGUAACACUACACUUUGGAUUCCAAAUUUCUGGACCGCUCCCCAUUAACAAAAUACUUCCAUGUACGGAAACCUGACAGACUGAUCGGAGCUUAGGUUUCCUGUCUCUGAUGAGGAAGAGGAUUUGGAAGUGGACCAAUGAGAGGCCAGAGUGUGACGAUGCCGACUGAACUGCCACCUGCUGCUGCCAUUGUGUGGUGGCGGGUGUGUAUAAUAGUGUGCGCACAUAAUGUAUUUUUCCACAGUCAAAGUAUUUUUUUUCUCUUUGAUUCUGAUUUGGGAACAGGUCAGAUCUACCGUGCUCUCCUCUCUGCUCCUGGACCUCGUACAGCACAUUACACGGCUGGCAUUUGGACAUUUUUUUGUGCCUCGGAGCUGUGUUGGGACAUAAUGGAGAACAGAGACGUGUGUACUGUGUGGUUUUAGGAGAGGGACAGGUGACGGUGUCCAGAGGGUAGCACACAUGGCAGAAGUAUUUUUCAAACUGAUUGUGGAUCGAUGGAAGUGCCUACCACAGCUGUGAUCACCAUGUUUUAAUGUAGUUGAAGGAUUUCGUGGCCCUCUGCGUGCAUGGGGAAAUAUUUGAGUCCUUUCGCAAUGCUGUGAAAGGAUAAUUCCAGUUUAUUUCAACUUGCUCUGGUCACACAUUUUAUCAGUUAUAAUAACAUUGUGCAAUGAAUAGCUCCAAGGGGUCAAGAAACCCUAGCAGUCAGAGGUGCAGAGGGUUUGGAAACAAACCAAAAGGUUAGUCAAACAGAAAAAGAAGGCAAACGGUAAAAUGGUUACCCAAACGCUCUAUUGUAAACAUCCAUCAUAGUUUUCAGACCCCCUGCUUCAACUUUGACCUACUGUGCCUGCUGUGCACAGUUUGCUUGGAAUUAUUGUCAACCUUUUUAAGGUGUGCUCACUUUCCGUUUAAUUUCCAAAUAAAAGAAAUUCGAUAAUCUGAUUUAAAGUGAUGGUUUGUAUCCAGCCUGUCUGAAUGUCUGACCGCUCGUGUUUCUUGACCCUCUUUGAUCUUCUUAGAUCUAGUUCAGUGAUGUCACCGUGACAUUUGUCUCGACAAUGAACUCGGUGAGUGAAAUGUAAGAAAAGCCAAAAGGGACACAAUCUGUUAUAAACUUGAAUUUGCCUUUUAACUGCACGGCAGUCAUGUGGAAAAAGAAGGCCGUAACAGAAUACGUUUAAAUAAAUUGAGAAAGCAUUAUAUUUUAUGAUGUCAAAUGACAAUGGCAACACAAAGUUCAAAUACAUGGCAUUGAACUUGUUGCAGCUUUGGAACCCUAUUUCCUCCUGGUAUCAACAUCCAGUAUGUAUCUGGAUAAUGGUAUCUGAUAAUGAGGCCUUUGCAUUUACACCUGGGAUUAAUAAACAUUCUCACUAUCUCAAUCUUUGCUUGCGCUGAGGUCGAACCUCAACACACAAUUUAGGUGGGUGAGCCAGCUGACUUUCCGUGGCAUGUCCCACUUUUGCUUUGACACCGCUCCUACCACAGUGCUAUUAAGCAAUGGUUUUCACCUUGCUUCAUGGACAAGUGUCAUCCAUGGCAGCAUGGAGCCUAAACCUAGCUUCAUCAUCCUCCCGUCUCGUGCCCUUCCGCCUGGUGCUGUCCCCGAGCUUCUGCUUUUCAAAAUAAAAGCUCAUGUCUGGUCCGCUAUGUCUUCGUACUAUGGAGUUUUUGGGUGCUUUUGAACUAAACAGUACAGCAAUUAUGCUAAUGAAUGAAUACUUUAAAAGAUAUGUCUAAAAGAUAAAGAUAAAUACAGACUAUAAUGCUAUUGAAUACAAUACUUCAAAAUAUGUCAAACUAAAAGACAAACUAAAUACCCAUUCUAUGGCUGAAGCCUGGAGCCUCCCAACUCAUGCCCUCUCGCCUGGUGUCUGGUGCCAUAAUAGCUACUUCAUAUGAAUUUCCUGGCCAUAUACUAGCUAAAUCUGUCGAUAGAAAAAUAAAAAAUUCAGUAGAUGUCUCCGUUACAACACGAUUGAGCUAGCAAAGCAGUUUUGCGUUUAUAUGUGCAGGAUUUAUUCACACACAAGCUCUACAAAGCUAACGUUAGCUCAAGUUGGCUGGUUGAAUAAACAGGGAGGGACAAGAAUGUUUUUUUUAUUUUGAGAGUGAAUUGCUCCACAAUAUGAAUACAGUUGGACUAUCACUUUUAUUUAGUUGGUAAUCAUUGUUGUAUAAUCUUAAUAUUACACUCGAGGGUACACUUCAGUGAUGCUUGUAGACCUCCUUAAAUCAAACCCUCUCGUGUAAUAUGGCUUAACCAAAGAUCAACGUUAAACGCUGAUGCAGUUUUAAAUGGUCCUUUCUGGUUCUUGGUUUUUAUGAUUUCACAAAAAUGGAGGUUAACCCUUUUUUUUAUUAUACUUUUUUUUUCUUGCCAAAUUUCAUAUCCAUAAAUGCAGGUUUAGAAAUUCUAAACCUUCCUUUGUUGCAUUUAAAAACAAGCUUGACCAUUAUUUUUAGAUAAAUUCUAAAGGCAUGAAAACAGUCUAGUUUUACUCUUCUGUGGUCUCAUAAUAUUGUAGAACUGUAAAUAUGUAUUAUUCAUAGUGUUGUGGGUGGCUUCAUUGUUGAGCUAUAUGUUUUUGCCCUGGCGUACGUUUUUAGGUUACGUUUGUACUUUGUUUUUACUGUGGUGAAUUUGCAAAUAAAGCAUUAAAAAAAAGGGUAAAGUCAUCGCAGGUUUCAUCAAAUAAAAAAUAUAAGUCAUCAGGGAUACAACAGUAAAAUCCAGAAAACUGUAUGUAUGGCUAAAAUCGUUAAUUCAAGAGUUUAAAUUGUUAAUUUAUCUAUAAAAAAAAAAAGUUUAAAUGGUUUUCAAUUAAUUGCAACAAACAUGCUCACUGAUUUAACCGUGACUCCAUCUAGAAUAUAAUUUGUGAUUUUUUUUUUUUUGAAUUUACCGUUGGACACGCCCAGGCAUGAGACGGGAGAUCAUGAGACGGGAGGCUCAGGCUGCAGCCAUGCCUGACUCCCUCGCGCCAGGAAUACCGCAGCGGCCAUAAACCUAGCUUUAGGUGACCUUUCAACUUGCUUUGGGAUUUUUUUUUCUCUACAGAAUGAGGUCAUAAUACAGUAUAUAGGCCUUGUUUACACAUGACUAAGAGAUCUGAUCAAAAUGUGAGCAAGACCACCUCCAGAUGUGGAUUCUACAUUUAUGUUAGUUACAUCUGCAUUAACAUGUUGACUCCCUGAUCCAGAUAAGGUAUCCGCAUACAGACCUCAUGUUAAUACCAGGUGAAAAUGGGGUCUCACUUUUCUAGUGAAUUCUGGCCUAAAGUUGGCUACCAUCUGUGUCUUGUUUGUCUGCUUGCUUGGUCGUGCACAGCCACAAAUUUCAAAAUUGACACGGACGCAUAUGCUAAUGUGUUUAAACGUGCAGUUAGCAGGUGUGGUCGAAUAAAGUUUUUGAUACACGGGGAACUCUAUAAGAAGUACUGUACGCCCGGCACCUUAAAGACCUGGGCAGGUGAAAAAAUUGACAUCACUCGAAUCUGUGUGGCUAUGUGGGCACAUACAGCCUAAUUUACCCUCUUACAGCUUCAGGAGGUCUUACUAACUGAGUCAUCUUGCUCCCUCUACCCAUGGUGGAAGUAAGGUGGAAACGCUCGAUGCCUAAAUCAACAUGGUAAAUCAAGGCACACUAGAAAAGUGUGUCAAGGGUCACUUGAAGCUAAGAAAACAAAAAAUUGACCUAAUUAUAUGACAUUUUGGACCAGUUAAAGGCAAAUUGUAUAUUGGGAGGAGGUGCUCAAGGCUAUCAAUAGGUCUGAAUAGCCAGUCUGUGCACAUGCAAGGGUUGAAGCCCAUCAGGGGGCUUCUUUUUAAUUACAAACAUAAUUUUGCUUUGAAUUUGAUUGAAUUUGGGGUAAACCUCUGACAUUCGCCCCAAAGUUUGUAUUUCAAAUGUACAAGGCUUUUGACAUGAGAGCAGUGACAUGCAGGAGAAUGAGCACACCCACCUGGCAGGAAGCAGAUGUACUGUAUGCGUGUUUUAGGGAUAAAUAUAUGUACAGUAUACUGCUCUUUUCCUCUUUUUAAAGACCAUUAACAUCUGUAGAAUGGGAUGAAUGUGCAAUAGUUUCUUCUUCUACAAACCUGACGCUCAUUCCUUCCACCUUUAAUUCACAUUUGUAUCAUGUAAUGUACAAGCUUUGUUCUAUUUAAAGAAAGGGAACGAGUACUGAAUGUGUCCUAGUUGUACAUAGAGUUCAGACAGUGUUUAUUAGUCACAUUUAUUUAUUGGAAAUUACAGGGACAUUUCUUUUUUUCUUACACAGUUGUGAAAGUGCCAAUAAUAAAGGAAUAGCUUUAAAUUAAACCAUGGCUGUUCACGUAUUUGUAUUUUAAAAGAAUCUCAGGCUUGGGAACUAAAUUUGAAUAAUGUGUCAUGUUUUCAGGUCUAGGUCGCAACAGAAUUUUUUUGUGCUUAGCAAAACACAAGAGCACAGAAAUGCCAUCUGGAGAGCCCACACCACUAGGGCCAUGCUAAUGGCAUCAAAAGGAAACAACAUGAUUAAAUCUUGUGGUUGUAGUUGUUACCAUUUGCUUUUGUCAGAAUUUGAUUCAGAACUCUGCUUACUCUUCACAGAUUUUGUGAUUUGAUAUAGUGUAGAUCCCAAUUAUGGUUUUUAAGUUGUUACAAUUUCUCAUUCAGUGUACCCUCUUUCAUUUUAGUUGUCAUUAUAAGGUGAGUUGAUUAAAAAUAAUUCAAUAAA
Perca fluviatilis (European perch) is the source of this 10785-nucleotide messenger RNA. RefSeq names its product adenylate cyclase 3a (gene adcy3a). The transcript has 21 exons. Gene Ontology annotation, biological process: adenylate cyclase-activating G protein-coupled receptor signaling pathway; intracellular signal transduction; cAMP biosynthetic process. Bases 810 to 4199 code for a protein of 1129 amino acids. Gene Ontology annotation, molecular function: adenylate cyclase activity. Gene Ontology annotation, cellular component: plasma membrane. The record is from RefSeq and is a predicted model, not a curated record. NCBI's taxonomy places the organism in Eukaryota, Metazoa, Chordata, Actinopteri, Perciformes, Percidae.